ACAUUUCACUCCACAGAGCUUAAUCUCUCUAGAAAUGGCGAGGCUGAGCACUAGUUCUCUAUCUGUUACUCUCCUCCUCUCUCUUUCCGUCGUGGUCGCCUACGCUCACGUCUUCUUCGAAGAGCGCUUCGACGAUGGAUGGGAGAGUCGUUGGGUUAAAUCUGAUUGGAAGAAAGAUGAGAACAUGGCCGGAGAGUGGAACUACACAGCUGGGAAAUGGCAUGGUGACCCCAAUGACAAAGGUAUUCAAACAAGUGAAGACUACAGGUUCUAUGCUAUAUCAGCUGAAUUCCCUGAAUUCAGCAACAAGGACAAGACACUUGUCUUCCAAUUCUCUGUCAAGCAUGAACAGAAACUUGAUUGUGGUGGUGGCUACAUGAAGUUGCUAAGUGGAGAUGUUGAUCAGAAGAAAUUUGGUGGUGAUACACCUUACAGUAUCAUGUUUGGACCAGAUAUUUGUGGCUACAGCACCAAGAAAGUUCACGCCAUUCUUAACUACGAUAACACAAACCACUUGAUCAAGAAGGAAGUUCCAUGUGAAACUGAUCAACUUACUCAUGUUUAUACAUUUAUCCUCCGCCCGGAUGCUACCUACAGCAUCCUUAUUGAUAACGUGGAGAAACAAACAGGUAGCUUGUACUCUGAUUGGAAUCUUCUCCCUCCAAAGAAGAUCAAGGAUCCAGAGGCAAAGAAGCCUGAAGAUUGGGAUGACAAAGAAUAUAUUCCUGAUCCUGAAGACAAGAAACCAGAGGGUUCUGAUGACAUUCCAAAGGAGAUACCUGAUCCUGAUGCCAAGAAGCCUGAGGAUUGGGAUGAUGAGGAAGAUGGUGAAUGGACUGCCCCAACCAUUGCCAACCCUGAGUACAAGGGCGAAUGGAAGCCAAAGAAAAUCAAGAACCCCAACUACAAGGGAAAGUGGAAGGCACCAAUGAUUGACAACCCAGAGUUCAAGGAUGACCCAGAUCUUUAUGUGUACCCCAAUUUGAAGUAUGUUGGCAUUGAGUUGUGGCAGGUGAAAUCUGGAACCUUGUUUAACAAUGUUUUGGUUUGUGACGACCCUGAGUAUGCCAAGCAGCUGGCUGAAGAAACAUGGGGAAAGUACAAGGAUGCUGAGAAGGCAGCUUUUGAAGAGGCCGAGAAGAAGAAAGAGGAGGAGGUAUAUUUUUUAAUUUGGAUAUUUGAUGUAAUUUUAUUGAUCCCUUUUUUGUUGCAUCUGUUUCUUAACUUGCUGGAUUAUGGUUUGUUCAGGAAUCAAAGGAUUCACCUGAUUCCGAUAUUGAGGAUGAAGACGAAGGCGAUGAUGAAGAUGAUUCCGACUCUGAAAAGAAAUCUGAAUCAGACUCAGCUGACAAGAAGGAUGAGGAUGUUCAUGAUGAGCUGUAGGCGAGAGAAGUACAACAAUUGUCUGAUAAAAGAAAGUUUGGAGAUUAGCUUGGGCAUGAAGUAGGUCGGAAAGUUUUUCCCUCUUUUUUAUUUGAUGUAGGGAUUUUUUUCCUUAUUAAUGUCGCAAAAGGGAAAGAUCUUGAAGGCUGCACUGUAAAAUAGUGUGGUCUGAUAGCUUUUACCAUGAUUUUAACUGAGUCGAUUGAAACUGGAGUCCAAUAUUACAUAUGCAAUCCUAAUUGCUUAGUGGUCCCGUUUGUUCUUUUAA
This is a messenger RNA of Mangifera indica (mango), 1651 nucleotides long. RefSeq names its product calreticulin. Gene Ontology annotation, cellular component: endoplasmic reticulum membrane; endoplasmic reticulum. Gene Ontology annotation, molecular function: calcium ion binding. The record is from RefSeq and is a predicted model, not a curated record. NCBI's taxonomy places the organism in Eukaryota, Viridiplantae, Streptophyta, Magnoliopsida, Sapindales, Anacardiaceae. The transcript is spliced from 13 exons. Bases 35 to 1447 code for a protein of 470 amino acids. Gene Ontology annotation, biological process: protein folding.